AUGGCAGGAAGUAACAGUAGCGGUAACAGCAGUACUAACGACAGUAACAAUACUACUGGAACUUCAAAUACAAAUACAACUACUCAAAAAAAGACUAGAUCAAAAGUAAGCAGAGCCUGUGAAGGUUGUAGAAGAAGGAAAAUUAAAUGCAGUGGUAAUUGGCCUUGUUCAAGUUGUAUCACUUAUGACUGUGAAUGUAUUUUUACCAGUAGCGAUUCAAUAAAUUCAAAGAAAAAAAUUACUUCUUGUUCGUCACUCGAAAUUUUAAAUAAAUCAAAAACUUUAUCAGAGAACAAUAACAAUAAUAACAAUAAUGAUAAUAAUAAUAAUAAUAAUAACAAUAAUAUAAUAAAUAAUACUUCCCAUAAUAUUAACAAUAGAAGUGGAUCUAACAGUUUAGAUGUAUCAAGAAGUGUAAGUGACACUAAUUUAGACUCUCAAUUAAAGAAAAGAAAUUUAGAUGAAUUAAUAAGUUGUGAUAGCAAAGUUAAAAAACCAAAUUCCCAAAGAAUAGCAGAUCAUUCAUUAGGUUUUUUUAAAGUUGUCAAAAGGAAAAAUGUAUGCCAACAUACAGAAUUAAAUAUUCCUGUAGAUGAAUUACCAGAUUUUAAAUUAAAUAAUAACGAUGGUGGUUAUUUCGAAGAUGAUUCCCUAUUACAAAAAAAAUUAAUUAAUUUACAAAAUAUUUUGAAAAAUUUAAAGGAAAUUAAAAACUUGAAUAAUAAUGACUUAAGUACAAAUGACCUAAUUGAAAAUGUAAAUUCGCAAAUUAAUGAGAUUUUAAAUGACUGGACUCCAAAGAUAAAUUAUAAGAAAUUGAAAAACAAUACAAAUUUAAACCCACCGAAAAAGGAUUCUAAUAUUCAUUUACAACAAAGACAGAAUUUAACAUCUUCGGUAGAAACUCACCUAAUGAAAAAUAGAUAUACCAAUAGAGUAAACCUAACAAAGUAUUCGAUUUGGUCAGAUCAAAAGGAAAAUAAAGCAAAUUUAUGCGCUUCUUUCUUAUCCAAACAACCGUUAAUUGAAGAAUUAUUUGGUUUAUAUUCUCCCUUCUUAGGUUUAUCAUUUAGAGGGAUAGGUUCAUUUUACCAACGUGAGAUUAAUAAUAAAUGUGAAGAAUCUACUUUAAUACAGAUGAAGGAAAGUAUAUAUAUACUUUUAAGAUUUUUCGAUUUAUGCAUCGAUCAUAUGACCCAAAGUUGCAUUACAAUCGGUAAUCCGUUAGAAAAUUAUUUAACAAAAUAUAAAUUAUUGUCACCUUCAUCAACAACAAAUACUCCAGCUUCAAGUCCAAUGCAAUUCAAUAAUAAGGAUAGCCUGACUUCAAUUAUAAAACUAUUACCACAGCCAUUUCUUUAUAAUUUGGCAGGAAUAACAACUGAUCAAUUACUAAUGAAUGUAGACAAUUAUUUUUUCAUGUUUUCAUUAAUUUUAAAAAUAUUCCAGACACAUAAACAAAGUUACGAAAUCCUAAUGAUAAGAGCUACCAAUGGCGAGGAUAAAAUUUCAAUGGAUCAAAACCCAAUAAAAGAUAUGGAAAAUUUCUUAUUUUACUCAAAACAAGAGGAGUUAUUAUUAGUACUAUCAUAUAGUUACUAUAACUCAACUUUAUAUCAUUACGAUGAUUUCAAAAGCUUGGAUUAUUUGGAAAUUCUAUUAUCACUUAUAGAUAAACAAUUAUGGCUAGAUGAAUACUAUGCAGUUGAAAAAGUUCUAGAGGUAACAAUAAACUAUGCAAUGAAAAUGGGUUUAUCAAGAUGGGAGUUUUAUGUAGGAUUAAGUGAAAAUGAAGCCGAAAGAAGACGUAGAGAUUGGUGGAGGUUAUACGCAAUUGAAAAACUUGUAUCUAGUGAAAGAGGUAUGCAAUCAUCGAUUGUAAAUUCAAGAUGUAAUUGUUUAUUAAUCAAAGAAUUUAGGGAUGUCGGAUUUAUGGAUAUCAAUGAAUUCUUAGAAAAUGUCCAUUUAUGCAAUGACAAUUCAUAUUUCAAUACUCUACAAAUCAAUGCCUUGUUAGACUAUUUUAAUGUGGCUAGAUCCAUCAUUAUUGCAGACUUUUACGAAAACGUUUUAUAUCAUGAAAGAUACACCUCAAUUAAAAAUAAUGCAAAACCAACCAUGUUUAGAAUAAAAUUGACUACUGAAGUUUUUAAUAAAUUAAAUACAGCUCUAAUGAAGUUAGAUGUUGUACAAAAUCAAGCCAAGAGACUAUUUAAGAUUGCAUUCAAAGAAACAAGCUCUGAUGAAUAUGAUUCAUAUUUAAGAUAUCAAGUUGUUUAUUUCGUUUUUGCGUAUUUUCAGACUAUUUGUAUUAUAUUACAUGCAUCAAGUAACUUAUUAGCAAGAUUAAUAGUAUUACCAGCUCCACAUGAAUUCAAUCUAGAAAUUGAAAAAUUACAUGAUAUUACAUGCUUAGUUUGGUCAAAGAUGAAUAAAUUAUUGACUCUUAUCGAUGAUGAUUAUACCGUUGCCCGUUGCUAUAAAUUAUAUGGUAUUGGUUGUCUAUUGAUGUUUUCAAGAAUAUUUAAAUCUAAGAUUUCAAUGGAUCUUUCGGAUACAGUUAAUAUUUUAAAAAUUGUUAAAAGAUUCCAAAAUAGUUUUAUUUAUAAUGAUCUGAAAAAUAAUGAAGUUAUUGCCAAUAGUAUUACCAAUAGACACUUGAACUUAUCAUCCGCAUUUGUUGCAGUGAUCACUCAUUUAAAUAUUGUUUUGAUUAUGAAGCAACAAAACCUGACAAAACAAAAACUAAUUGAAAAAAUUAAUAAAAUAAGCCCAGAUGUAUCUGAAGUCAUCGAAUCCUUACUGGAUCCAAAAUCUUAUGUAUUUGAAUAUAUUAUGAAGAACAUUAACGAAUCUGGAUUCCAUUUGAAUGUCCGUAGGAUGUUCUCUGAUUUAAAUGAUGUGAGCAAUGGAAGUAAAAAGAAAUUUAAUAAUCCAAGAACAGCACAUUUUCCAAAAAAUUUGGUGGAAUCACAAGAGGCUAUAUUCAGGUCUCAUUCGCCGCAAAAUUCUCAAGGACAAAAUGUCAAUUCAUUAGAUAUGUUAACGUCUGUUUCUGAAAAUGCUAAUAUUAUGAAUUAUAACUCAGGAUAUGUUAAUGCAGCUAAUGAUAAUUCUGUCAUUAAUAUGCCAAGACCGUCACUCCUUCCAAAUAAUUCUGUAUUGCCAUCUAAUGAUCUAUUGAAACAGAAUGGAGUGUUGCCCGAUAAAGUGGCCAUCACUAAAGAUAUUGCCUCUAACCCUUCCAUUCAACAAUUUCCUUUCCUUGUUGAAAACGAUAAUACAGGAAGUUAUAAUUUAGGUACACUUGAUGAAUUUGUUAAUAAUGGUGACCUAAAUGACUUGUACAAUACCCUGUGGAGAGAUUUAUAUUCAGUCGAAUAUAUAUAA
This is a messenger RNA of Vanderwaltozyma polyspora DSM 70294, 3390 nucleotides long. It is a transcript of the gene PDR1, whose product is annotated as drug-responsive transcription factor PDR1. Gene Ontology annotation, molecular function: DNA-binding transcription factor activity, RNA polymerase II-specific; DNA binding; zinc ion binding. Lineage: Eukaryota; Fungi; Ascomycota; Saccharomycetes; Saccharomycetales; Saccharomycetaceae. The transcript has a single exon. The record is from RefSeq and is a predicted model, not a curated record. Bases 1 to 3390 code for a protein of 1129 amino acids. Gene Ontology annotation, biological process: DNA-templated transcription; regulation of DNA-templated transcription.